Messenger RNA from Sphenostylis stenocarpa, 1053 nucleotides. The record is from the annotation of a GenBank genome assembly. NCBI's taxonomy places the organism in Eukaryota, Viridiplantae, Streptophyta, Magnoliopsida, Fabales, Fabaceae.
AUGAAGGAUUUGGGCGUGGUUACGCUCCUGUUGACCAUAGAGUUCCUGGAUGUCAUCGUCUACACUGUAAGCAAAGCUGCCAUGAAGAAGGGCAUGAAUGAUUUUGUGUUUGUCAUGUACUCUAACGCCAUUGCAUCUUGCUUACUUCUUCCCUUAGCCUUAUUCUUUUACAGGAAAAGGGCUCUUCCGCCACUCACAUGUUGCAUAGCGGCCCAAAUAUUUGUUAAUGGCUUGUUAAGUUGCAGUGUCCAGUUGCUCAGGUUUUUUGGAAUAGGUUACAGCUCUCCUACUUUGGCCACUGCAAUGUCUGACUUAAUCCCUGCUUUUACCUUCGUACUUGCCAUCUUCUUCAGGAUGGAAAAGUUGGAUUGGAAAACUAAUAGCACACGGGCCAAGUCCAUUGGCACAUUUGUAUCAAUCACUGGAGCCUUGAUAAUUACUUUGUUCAAAGGCCAGGCUAUCAUAAAUAAUCAUCCAUCUAACAAAUUGUUUCACAAAAAUUUUGUUUCAUCUGAGCAAUUUGAUUGGGUAAUAGGAUCAGUGUUGCUUGCGGGUCAUAGCUUUGUUCUCGCAUUGUUGUUUAUAGUUCAGACAUGGAUAAUCAGAAAUUACCCUGCAGAGCUUGUGGUAGUGCUCAUUCGCGGUAUGUUAGUCUCUCUGCUAUCUGUUCCAGCUUCACUGAUUUCAGUACAGGAUCCAAAAGAUUUGAGACUGGGAUUUGAUGUGCAGUUGAUAGCCAUUGGAUGUCAAGCAAUUUUCAGUGUAUCCUUUAGAAGUGUUGUUCAUAUAUGGGUCUUGGGAAAGAAGGGCCCUCUCUAUGUUGCAAUGUUUAAGCCAAUUGGAAUAGUCUUUGCCGCCAUAAUGGGCAUUUCAUUUCUUGGAGACUCUCUCUAUCUUGGCAGUGUGCUUGGAGCAGUCAUAGUGGUGAUUGGUUUUUAUGCUGUUCUCUGGGGGAAAAGCCAAGAAAGAACGAAGGAAGAGAUUCAAGUUCAUAUGUUGGAAUCACCCUCGCCCGUUGUCCCUCUUUUGCAGAACAAGAGAAUGGAAGAAUAG